Molecule: messenger RNA, 411 nt
Organism: Menidia menidia (Atlantic silverside)
Lineage: Eukaryota; Metazoa; Chordata; Actinopteri; Atheriniformes; Atherinopsidae
Source: the annotation of a GenBank genome assembly
AGGAAAGCACAUGUAAAAACUGAAAAGGAUUCAGCAAAAGUCUGGCCAAAGAAGUGGGGUUUCCUAACUGAGGCCUACAAGGAGUUUGAGAUGGAGGGCGUGAAGAUGAAGGAGCUGACCGACCAACCUCUGACCUCCACGCAUAAACACAUCCAUGUUGGCCCCUCCCCUCCUGUUCCACAGACAACUCAGGCUUUUAUCGGUUGGCGUUCCAGCCACUCGCAUCUUCAGCUGGAAAAACGCAGCACAUUGCAUCAUGGGAGGCGUAGUUUUCUGAGGGAACUUGGCUGGCCUCUAGAUGCCUGAAGCUGAGCCUCUGGAAGCGUGAGCCUUUUCAGUCUGUUUAUCUCUAACAUCACUCUGAGUGUGGAUUAAAACACAUGCACACUGACCACACAGUACAUGUUCUUC